AUGUUCCGUUUCAUAGCCUUAUUUGCUUUGGUUAGCUGUGCUUUCACCGCCUCUAUACCAGAUGAUUUUGAGGGUCGCAUUGUAAAUGGUGUGGACACCACCAUACAAGCUCAUCCUUACCAAGUUUCAUUGCAAACCAACGACGGCUUCCAUUACUGUGGGGCUGCCAUCAUCAGCGAGGACAUCAUUGUUACAGCUGCCCAUUGCAUGCAAAAAUACAAAGCUAACGAAUUUAAGGUACGUCUCGGCUCUACUGAAUACAAUAAUGGUGGUGAAUUGGUUGCUGUCAAGGCCUUCAGGUUCCAUGAAGGUUACAAUGCCAAAACCAAAGAAUACGAUGUGGCUGUCAUUAAAAUGGCUACACCAGUGCGCGAAUCAUCCACCAUUCGUUACAUUAAAUUGGCUGAAAAGACACCAACUACCGGCACAACAGCUGUAGUGACUGGCUGGGGUAGUAAAUGCUUCCUGAUUUGUCUUAAAUCACCCACAGUUUUGCAAGAAGUCGAAGUUGAUAUUGUCGAUGAGCAGCAGUGUGCCUCCAGCGAGUACAAAUACGGCAGCCAAAUCAAAAAAACUAUGUUGUGUGCUUAUGGUAUUAAAAAAGAUGCUUGCCAAGGUGAUUCCGGUGGCCCAUUGGUGGCUGAAAACAGAUUGGUUGGUGUUGUUUCAUGGGGUAAUGGUUGUGGUCGUAAUGGUUAUCCUGGUGUUUACUGUGAUGUCGCUUCCGUACGCAGCUGGAUUGAAAAGACUGCCAGUGAAUUGUAA
Messenger RNA from Calliphora vicina (urban bluebottle blowfly), 765 nucleotides. RefSeq names its product trypsin-like. The transcript has a single exon. Gene Ontology annotation, molecular function: serine-type endopeptidase activity. NCBI's taxonomy places the organism in Eukaryota, Metazoa, Arthropoda, Insecta, Diptera, Calliphoridae. The record is from RefSeq and is a predicted model, not a curated record. Bases 1 to 765 code for a protein of 254 amino acids. Gene Ontology annotation, biological process: proteolysis.